Anoplopoma fimbria (sablefish) is the source of this 1780-nucleotide messenger RNA. RefSeq names its product GDP-mannose 4,6-dehydratase (gene gmds). The transcript has 11 exons. Gene Ontology annotation, biological process: GDP-mannose metabolic process. The record is from RefSeq and is a predicted model, not a curated record. Gene Ontology annotation, molecular function: GDP-mannose 4,6-dehydratase activity. Bases 186 to 1301 code for a protein of 371 amino acids. NCBI's taxonomy places the organism in Eukaryota, Metazoa, Chordata, Actinopteri, Perciformes, Anoplopomatidae.
UUUCGCCGCCGCUUCCUCCUACGUAGGAGCCUACGCUUUCUUAGCGCCGUGUGUUUUGGUUUACAGAUGCUAGGGAGACUCGUCGGUGCUCUCACGCUAAACAAACAGCAGCACAGGCAGGUUUUUCAUUUCUUUCCCUCGAUCCUUGUGACAGCAGUCCCGCAAACAACCAGCCGAGAAGAGAGAUGGCCCAGUGCUCCGAGUCCGCUAACGUGAGCUCCGAGGUGAACGGAGAGAUGAAGAAGGAGAGGAAGGUGGCUGUUAUCACCGGCAUCACCGGACAGGAUGGUUCCUACCUGGCUGAGUUCCUGCUCGCUAAAGGCUACGAGGUUCAUGGUAUUCUGCGUCGCUCAAGCUCCUUCAACACGGGUCGCAUCGAGCAUCUUUACCAGAACCCGCAGACCCACACUGAAGGCAACAUGAAGCUGCAUUAUGGCGAUCUGACUGACAGCACGUGCCUGGUGAAGAUCAUCAACCAGGUGAAGCCGACAGAGAUCUACAACCUGGGCGCUCAGAGUCAUGUCAAGAUCUCCUUCGAGUUGGCAGAGUACACCGCUAACGUGGACGGCGUGGGCACGCUGCGUCUCUUGGAUGCUGUGAAGACAUGCGGCCUGACCAACUCCGUGAAAUUCUACCAGGCCUCCACUAGCGAGCUUUACGGCAAAGUCCAGGAGAUCCCUCAGAAGGAAACCACGCCCUUCUACCCUCGCUCACCUUACGGUGCGGCGAAGCUCUACGCCUACUGGAUCGUGGUGAACUUUCGAGAGGCCUACAACUUGUUCUCUGUCAACGGGAUCCUCUUUAACCACGAGAGCCCGAGGAGAGGUUCAAACUUUGUGACGCGUAAGAUCAGCCGUUCUGUGGCAAAGAUUCACCUCGGCCAACUGGAGAGCUUCAGCCUGGGCAACCUGGACUCCAAGAGGGACUGGGGCCACGCCAAAGACUACGUGGAGGCUAUGUGGCUGAUGCUGCAACAGGAGGAGCCAGAGGAUUUGGUCAUAGCGACGGGGGAGGUGCACAGUGUGAGGGAGUUUGUGGAGAAGGCCUUCAUGAAUGUGGGGAAGACUAUUGUGUGGGAAGGAAAGGAUGAGCAGGAGAUCGGCCGUUGCCAGGAGACAGGAGUGGUCCAUAUAAAGGUGGACCCGAAAUACUUCCGUCCUACCGAAGUGGACUACCUACAAGGCGACAGCACCAAAGCCUUUCAGAAGUUGGGUUGGAAGCCAAAGGUCACUUUUGAGGAGCUGGUGAAGGAGAUGGUGGAUGCCGACGUCGAGCUAAUGAAGAAAAACCCAAAUGCCUGAGUCCAAAUCAGUCACUAUUCCACCCAGGACGAAAACUUUUUAGCACUCCAGUGUUCUACCUACAGAGGAAGAAACAUGAUGUAUUUUACCUUAAUGACUUUUCCAAAUGAAGUAAUUGUGUCCUUUCUUCUUUGUUAAGGUGGCUUUUUAACCUUUUAUUGUUUGGGUCUUGGGUCCAUUUCUAGCAUCAUGUCAUUUUGAUUUUGUUUUGCUAUCACAUAGCAGGGAUGCCUUUUGUAUUUCCACAAUGAUCACGUCAUAAUGUAUAUAUGGCAAGGGUUAAGGUUAUUAUUUAUGUCUUUUGUUUCUUUUGAUUAUGGCUGUAUUGAUUUUCACAGUACUCUCUGCCAGGGGAUGAAAUGGCAGAAUAUAUAAAUUAAUUGAAUGAUUAAUAUUUUACCUUGGAAAAAAGCAAUCAACAGGUAUAUGUGUGUGCUCUUGACAUGUAAAUGAACAAAUGAGCCGUUUGGUAUAAUAAA